CACGAAUGUAAAUUGUUGUGUGCUGCUUUUUAGUGAGGUGUCGGUUUUUGUGUUUCAUGUGACACCAAUUACAGAUUUAACAAACAUUUCAACUCAUACGUAGACAGCAUGAAGAAAAAGGUGUUAUUGAUGGGAAAGAGUGGGUCUGGAAAGACCAGUAUGAGGUCCAUCAUUUUUGCCAACUACAUCGCAAGGGACACACGAAGAUUAGGAGCAACAAUUGAUGUGGAGCACUCCCAUGUGCGUUUCCUUGGUAACUUGGUGCUGAACCUCUGGGACUGUGGAGGACAAGAAGCCUUCAUGGAGAACUACUUCGCGAGCCAGCGAGACAACAUAUUCCGUAAUGUUGAAGUUCUCAUUUACGUGUUUGAUGUUGAAAGCCGUGAAUUAGAAAAAGAUAUGCACUAUUACCAGUCUUGUCUCGAGGCGAUACUUCAAAAUUCCCCGGAGGCUAAAGUUUUCUGUCUCGUGCACAAGAUGGACUUGGUACAAGAUGAUCAGAGGGAGUUGAUCAUUAGAGAGCGAGAGGACGACCUAAGGAGAUUGUCAAAGCCAAUAGAGUGUACAUGUUUUGCCACGUCUAUUUGGGAUGAGACCCUAUACAAAGCCUGGUCCUCCAUUGUGUAUCAGCUGAUUCCAAAUGUGAAGCAACUAGAGACAACACUGGCACACUUUACAGAUAUCAUAGAUGCAGAUGAAGUUCUUCUGUUCGAAAAGGCUACAUUUCUGGUGAUAUCCCACUGUGAACGGAAACCCCACAAAGAUGUCCACAGAUUUGAAAAGAUCAGCAACAUCAUCAAACAGUUUAAACUGAGCUGCAGUAAGCUGGCCGCAGCCUUCCAGAGCAUGGAGGUCCGCACAUCGAGGUUCGCUGCUUUCAUCGACGCAUUCACACCCAACACUUAUGUCAUGGUCGUCAUGUCGGAUCCUGGCAUACCCUCAGCAGCUACCCUGAUAAAUAUCAAGAAUGCCAGAAAACACUUUGAGAAACUGGAAAAAGUUGAUGGAGGUCAUCCCUCAUUGACAACAUAACAUUGACUACAGUAACUGCUUGGCUUUAUAAACUGGAUUUAGAAAGACAAUAUCGGAGAGUUAAAGAAAAAAGAAUGAACAGGAAAUGCUCAACUUAAACUUGAUUAAGAUGGAUAAGAUUGAAAGUUUUAUGUAAAUGAGUUAUUAAAGGGGGCGAUGUAUAUGGACUCAAGAGAGCUGAUGCAGUUAUCGUAGUGCAUGUUGGAACUUUAAUUAAUGCAGUAAAUGGAGGGUAUUACAAAAGUUUAAAGAUAAAUGUGAUAAUGGUAUGUUAGUAAACAUUGUUAUGAAUAUAUGAAUCGUGUGAAGAAAAAAAUAAUCAAAUUUAAUGUAAUCAUGAAAGAUGACCUUAUAGUUACCUAUAACUUCAAAUAGAAUUUUGUUGUCCAUGGUGCAAUUAUGGGUUUUUUUUUGGUCCAUAGUUCAUUUACGGUAAUUUACAGUUUUUUAUAUGAAUAACAUAUUUUUCUGAUGCCAAAACCUCCUAAUUCAUACAAAUACAAGAAUACUAUUCUGUUUGUUGUGGUUCAUAUAGUGUUACUAUUUGUUUUUGACAAGGUAAUUAUUUUGUUGCUGAAUUAUCAGUGAAAUCAUGUCUGAUUAUUUAUAUUACUGUUGCCGUACUUGUGGUUACUAUUCAGUUCUACGAUAGUCUGUCAGUCAAAUGUUAUUUCUUCCUCUUGUAGUAUUUAUUAAUACUUUCAUGUUUCCAUGUACUUCACACAAGUUAAGUAUAUUAAACUUUUGCUCAGCAUCAAGUUUUGUAAUUUAAGCCCUGCUGUACAAAAACAGGAAUUCGAAUAAGCCCGAAAGGCAUUCGACUAGUGCAGGGCUUGCAGGCUCAAGCUAAAUUUGACCACUGGACAAGUAUUUCUUCAGUGGUGUUCUACAAUACAACAUCAUAAUAAUAAAUGUUUCAAAUUGAAUAUAUAUUUCCUGAUCAAAACAUGCCAUUAGAAUAUUAGAUCCUGUAAAUGAUUAUUUAAAUAAAAGCAUUUUAGAAGAAAUAUUCAAUAAUUGUUUGGGUACUGGUCAUUUUUGAUUAUCAUGGACUUGGAACAUACAGUUUAUAUUGUGUGUAACCUGCAUCACAUUUUGUGUAUUAUGAUUCCAUGAUAGUUUUGUGUAUUUAGAAAACAGUCCAAUCAUCAGUGUUAAUGCAUGUUUUUUAUUAGAAUUUUUGUUAUUGUCUCUAUUUUAUGUUCUAUAUUCAAGGCAUCCGACCUACAAAUUUCAUUUUUCUGUUAUAGCUCCAUUAGCCAUUAUGUUAUAUGUUGAUGCCUGAUAAGCCUAUACAAUGUUAGGAUUAUUUGAAAGGGUAUUACUAGCUGAUUACUAAUACGUGAGCUAAAUGAUCUACAGUACAUUAUAGGUGAAGUUAUUUGCAGUUUGUAUUUAAACUCUUUACUAUAGCUGAAAUUGUACUUGAAAUGACUGAUUUUGCCAAAUAAUCCCCCAAAAAUACUUGAUGUGAGUAAUAUUUCAGUAUAAAAAAAACUUUAAAAUGAUAUCAAAAUAAUGGGGUCACCAGGCGAAAAAAAUUCGCACAUUUUUGGGCUAGAUACCUUGAGCACUAACCCAUUACUUUAGCUGCACUUUACACAAAUUAUUAAAAUGAAAUUGAUCAGAUCUGCAUGAUCUAAAUUGACAAUUAAGUGCAAAUAUGAUAUUUUUUAUGAUUGUACAUGGUUAUGAAUACGAAAUGAAUUGUAAAUAAUGUUUUGAUUUGAUCAUGUAUAUACUUCAAUAAUUGUUUUGUAAAUCGGAUUGUUCCACAGAUAGCCUAUUUAAUGUAAUAAAUUAUUUGAAAUUUUA
This is a messenger RNA of Mya arenaria, 2847 nucleotides long. Its product is annotated as ras-related GTP-binding protein A. The record is from RefSeq and is a predicted model, not a curated record. Bases 109 to 1032 code for a protein of 307 amino acids. Gene Ontology annotation, biological process: cellular response to amino acid stimulus; cellular response to starvation; positive regulation of TOR signaling. Lineage: Eukaryota; Metazoa; Mollusca; Bivalvia; Myida; Myidae. Gene Ontology annotation, molecular function: GTP binding; GTPase activity. Gene Ontology annotation, cellular component: nucleus; lysosome; Gtr1-Gtr2 GTPase complex. The transcript is spliced from 8 exons.